AGUAUAAAUAAGAGUGUCGUUAUCCCCUGUUCUAACAAAGAACGAAAAACUAUCCACUCAUCACCAACAACAGAAGUACUCUCACUUUAUUGCAUCCUCGCCAACAACAGAAGUACUCUCACUUUACUGCAUCCUCACCAAACCCAGUUUCUUAAAGCACCACCUCGCGUAUACUCGAAUACGCUGUUAGACCUUCCGGAAGUUCCAUCGACUCUCACAAGUUCAGACCACCCAAGCGUUUGAGAAUCACGGAAAAGAACACAACAAUGGAACAAAAGAACCCCCAAAUUGACGGCAAUAGCUUGCCAAACACGUCGCCACUGCCUCCAUACGAUGAGACUUGUCUACCAGAAAGCGGAAUCAACGGCUCUUCUCUGCCUGAGCUCACUCCAAGCGAGAAGCCUGGCGAUAAUAUGACGUCUCAAUUCGACUCUCCACCAGGAGAACACACAGCCAACAACUCGACCAAUCACAAAGAGUCUAUUUUGCAAAGGACCGAACAUACCACAGAGCAUCAUCCUCAACCCAAUUCGCUACACGGCAAUGCAGCGGCGCCAAGAGCACAUUGGCGUGCUUUGUCCCAAUUUACGGACGAAAGCGAUCAGCUCAUUUGGUACCUGUUGGAAAUCUUGGCGGUCACUUUCUCCGCCGACUUCGGGAGCAUCAAAGAGGCUGUAGCCAGUCACUACAGAGAAACCCGCCGCUCGAAUCCCAACAUCAAACAACACCUUCCGGCCACAUUCCGGACCCAAGCUCCUCGAUUGUUAUCCGAUAUCGAUCGAUUCAGGCUUACGAGACUUUGCCAGCUCGUCAGACAAAAUGUGGGAUUUGCGAAAGGCGGUAAUGACUUCCGUUCACUCAAGAAUCAGGAUACACCCUUUCUGAAAAAGUUCGUCACAAAGCCCUGCCAAAAGUACCAGCUAGAUGUAUGCUAUGUGCUAGAGGUAUUGGGACGAUACGAAGUCGAGGAUGGGCCCGGUGGGUCCAUCGGCGAGAGGGAAACACUUGUUGGCCACAGGUCAUACCUUAACAAGCUGGAGAAAGCAAGGGCAGCAGGCUGUAAUCGACCAUGCGACAUAUUCAAUGAGCCCAGUACACAGGAGAUGGACUUGGCUGAUACCUUGAGAUCGCAUAUCAGCAUCGUUGACCGGCUCGAGAACGUCUGGCCGAAUGGAGUCGGUGCUAUUCUCAAACGCGCUGUCCAAGGUUUCGCAGAGAACACCAAAUUCUACACGCUCUGCCAAUCGGAAGAGUUUAAUAGAGAGAUGCUGACCCCAUGGGACGAAUUUUACUGGCCCAUUAGCAAGGAAUACCUGGAACUGUAUAGUGCCUUGGGACAGGCAACAACAAACCUUGUUAAUUGA
Periconia digitata is the source of this 1364-nucleotide messenger RNA. Lineage: Eukaryota; Fungi; Ascomycota; Dothideomycetes; Pleosporales; Periconiaceae. The record is from the annotation of a GenBank genome assembly.